CUGCAUCCGGAAUGUUUAUUUGGUAUAUCCAUGCACCUCAAUUAGCGAGCUAGUUUAAUUUAAAACUAAAUACAUUUAUUUUCGCAGGUAACGUGAGAAAGAUAAAGACGCCCUACGGAGGCGGAUGUCCCUUUCAGGUGAAACCAUGCUCCUGGAGAACGCAGCGGCCGGAGAUCGACGCGUUUGACAAGAGAGGCCCGCCGACGCUGUCGUCAUGGGAACGACGACGAGCGAGCCGUGCAUCUACGACAAGCUCUCCGAGAGCAUCGACAUCCUCCGCCAGUCGGGCUACCGCUACGGCAUGUCGGAGAGGGAGAUCGAGAGGUUCAUCAAGCAGGUGCUGGAGACCCAUGAGCCCCGGAGAGAGCCGCCCCAGUUCCCCAUCCUCAGAGCCACCAUAAAGUUUGUGGUGGCGGUGGGCUUCCUGCUGGUGGUGGUCCUGGCCUUCGCGUACCCUCACAGCGGCCCCCAGCUGGGUCUGGUCAACCUGGGCUAUUACAACUGGUCGUCCCCCCUCAGCCACGUCCGCCUGCUGUCCCUGCCCAUCGCCAAGAAGUACAACCUGCAAGGUUUCCAUGAAUGGUGGAGUGCCGGCUCUCUCAGGCAGAAUCUGGUCAACUGUUCCGGCUGUGCGGAGAUCUCCUCGGUGCUGGAGGUCCCCGAGAGCCUCCGAGGGACGGUGACUCUGAGGCGGGGGCCGCAGCUCGUCUUGCUAAAGGGCGGGGACUCCCUCUGUGUCCAGCGGCAGCAGCUUGAGGCGCUCUACUUGGCCCACUCGGGCUCCAUGUCCAUUCUGCUCGAGGAGGACGACGGUCGGCCGAACCAUAAUCUGGGACUCCCUCAAGGACCCGCCAACUUCACUCUGCUCUGGAGGUUCAGCUCCGGGACCAGGGAGAAGGUGUUGAGGUGGCUCUUCCCGAAGGCGGAGCUCUGCCCCCUGCUGGACAGUGCUGGGACCGUCGUGCAGCGCUGCCUGGUCACCCACAGCACGAACUCCCAGAGUAAAGGCGUCGCGGUGUUUGGCUGGCUGGUGGUCGGCGAGGGGCUUCCGACGGUCCGAGUGUUGCCGGUUCAACGCUGCCAGAAACACUGCAGCUCCUUCAACCUGUGGCUGACACUCGGAGACAUGGUCUACGCAGACACUCGGUACUGGCAGAUGGAGCUGUUCCCGGGCCGAGGCCAGAACAUCAUCUGCGACGGGUCGGCCUUUUAAGCUUCAGGAGGGAGUCGGAAGCCGGAAAGGAGGACACAAAGGAGAUCGGCUGUGAAUGUAGAAUCUUCGGAGCGUGCCGGUCUUUCUGUGGAGCCCCGCCCACUGAUGCCUUACAACCCUCCGGUCUUCUUCUUCUUUUUUUCCUGACGCUCCUCUCAGCGUCCUCAAAAGACCUGGAAGCCACCGCACACACCCACGACUUCAGUUUGAAAUUAAAGAAAGGGAUCUCGAGCAAGAUCCAAGGGCCUGAGAAAAGAAUUUGAUUGACUUUCGUCCUCGUGUAUUUUAAACUCUCUGCAGCAGCUUCGUUGUUCUGGCUGCGCUCGUGCCAUAGCUUCAAGCAGAUCCCUAGCAAUUAAAACAAAUAUUGAUCAAACCA
Molecule: messenger RNA, 1592 nt
Organism: Pseudoliparis swirei
Lineage: Eukaryota; Metazoa; Chordata; Actinopteri; Perciformes; Liparidae
Gene: c18h6orf89
Product: chromosome 18 C6orf89 homolog
Exons: 8
Coding region: 215-1213 (332 amino acids)
Cellular component (GO): nucleolus; Golgi membrane
Source: RefSeq, a predicted model, not a curated record